AUGCCUCAAGACACUCAGGACACCACGGCUCAAGAAACUUCAGCUCAAGAAAUUACAAAAAAACUUGAAGCCUUUCAUAUUGACCCUCCAAUCAUAAUAUCAAACCUACCCGAAAUGUGGAAUCCCUUCAUAUAUCGCAUGAGAAAUAAUCUCAGGUGGCUGCUUAAAUACCUAAUAUCAUCGGAAGUUACUCUUUCUAGAAUUCUUGACAAGAGCAUGUUUGAUGGUCAUAAAAAAGACUAG
Molecule: messenger RNA, 243 nt
Organism: Acaulospora morrowiae
Lineage: Eukaryota; Fungi; Glomeromycota; Glomeromycetes; Diversisporales; Acaulosporaceae
Source: the annotation of a GenBank genome assembly